Psylliodes chrysocephalus is the source of this 921-nucleotide messenger RNA. The record is from the annotation of a GenBank genome assembly. NCBI's taxonomy places the organism in Eukaryota, Metazoa, Arthropoda, Insecta, Coleoptera, Chrysomelidae.
CACAAUUCCAAGUAAAAGAUUACAAAGCAACAAUGUGCACAGAUAAAUAAAAAGAGAUGUCGUAAUGUCACUGGCUAUUUUUAAGAUGAACCUGACGACGGACUAGAUCAUUGCGAAGCCGCCAUGACUACCAAGCAUGGCGUCUUUGCUUAUUUGUUCCAAGCCACGUGCGUUACUAUGCUUUUGGUUUUUAAUUUGAUUUCUGAUCUCUUUAUGGUCGGAUUUUCUCUGUUUCUGGGCGUGCAAUGUGAUCGGCUCUGUUAUCAGUUGGAGAAUCUUAAAGAUAAAGAAAAUAUUGAUAUUAAGAAACUUGCUGAAUAUUAUAAACGGAUAUUGAGGUUUGCUAGGAAUAAGGACAGACUCUUUGGUACAGUAUACUUCUUCUUUUUCUUUGCCAGUCUAGCAGCGUAUAGUAGUACAUUGUUUUUGCUUUCAAUUACUGAGCCAUGGACCUUUAGAUUUUUUCAUAUGUGCGAAUAUGUUUGUGCUAUAUUUGGUAUGCUAUUUACUCCUUGUUGGUUUGGAACGACAGUUACCAAAAAGAGCGAGAAAAUUCCAAUGGCAGCUUAUUCAGCUGGUUGGGUGGAUGCUGGUAAGAAUUUCAAAAAUGAUUUAAUCAUUUUCAUGAAUAUGGUUCAAGCCCCAAUACAGUUUAGAGCGUGGAAUCUUAUUCCACUGUCUUUGGAAUCAUAUAUGGCGGUUAUAAAAACAUCAUUUUCAUACUACACGGUUUUGAACAAUCUAGUAGAAAAUUGAAAAAAAAGUUUGACGCCAAAUGUUUUCGAUACAAGCACUUGCACAAAGUUCACCACGUGAACAAACAAGAAUGGAGUAGAUACCUAUAACACUACACACAAUUCAAGAAAACUUCAAGAACAAAAAAUAUUUAACCGAUAUUUUUACACUAUAAUAAAUAUUACA